AUGAGUAAGGCAAAACGACGACCACCAUCUGAUGAUAUAUGCGACCAAGUCGUAGGCCGUUACGGCAAAUCCAUCGCACCUCAACACGUCGAACUCUGCAGAAUCGUUAGGCGUACCCGCAAUUCCCUAAGAUCUAAAUAUCGGCCCCUGACUCCCCACUCUUACUUCGAAACUAUCAUUCACGACCUAUCUAGAAACCAUGACGCCGAUGCAUAUUCAGUGUCUACGAUGGGUUUGUUUUUGGAGUUUGUGUUACCUCUGGUUCCUAAGGAGUUUAUAACCAAGUCCGAGGCGGCUAAGGCCAUGGAGAUUGUUGUUAAGGCUUUGCAGGCUACGAGGGCUAGCGCUUUGGUCGAGUGUUUGGCUUGUUUUCUGGAGUUGUGUGACUUGGACAAUCGGGAAUCUAUAAAAUUAGGCGUCGGGGCGCUUAUCUACUAUUCAAGACAUACACGGCUGGAGGUUAGAAAUUCUGCUCAGAUUUGUGCUAUGAAGGUCGUCCGUUGUUUUGAAUCCGAAAAGGUCAAAGAAUGUGCAAGUGAAUUGGUACUACAAAUGUUCACUUCCCAUGUGUCUUUACCCAUAGACAAAUCAAGAGCCAAGUCCAAGUCCUCAAUGGUGAUGAGGCGUACUUUAGAUUUCACCGAGACUCUACUUGAAUACUUUGAAUAUGAAUCCGAGGUUACACCAAUGGAUACUGUAAUAAUAACAAAAAAGUGGAUUAGCGAUUAUUACUUUCUCAUUUGUCGUAUAGCAGGUCUUUUGACAUCUGAUCAUGCUACUGCUACAAGGGCUUCAAGUAUUCUAAAAGAAAAGUUGAGACGUGUAGAUAUCUUUGAUGAUGUACGUUUUCAUGAAGAUGAAAGCAUUGUUGCACCUGAGGAAACAAAAAUGGUGGAAAACUUAUGCGAUGCACUUUUAGAAAUUCUCAGUACCCAUACAAACGAGCAUUCUUUACCUGUCAUCGCUGGUUUAUUUCAAAAUAUUGGGAACAAGUCCAUUGUCUACAUGCACAAGAUACUUGUAAAGGUUGCUGAAUUCAUGACAAAAGCAUCUGGUGAUGUAAAAAAGCAUGUUGAAGACUGUAUCGGGUGUGCGAUACUUGUUAUGACGGCUGAAAAAGUACAUGAAUUCAUACCUAUUUCUGUUGAUCCCGAUGAACUUACUUGCUCAAAUACGUGGUUGAUACCUAUUUAUAGGGAUCAUGUUGUUCAGUCAUCCUUAGGGUUCUUUAUUAGAACAAUAGUCCCUCUCUCCGAAUCUUUCAUGGAAGCAUGCGGAAAAGUUGAAGAAAACUCGGAAAUCAGAAAACAGUUUAAGUCUCAUGCACGUGGUUGUUUGGGAUAA
Messenger RNA from Lactuca virosa, 1344 nucleotides. Lineage: Eukaryota; Viridiplantae; Streptophyta; Magnoliopsida; Asterales; Asteraceae. The record is from the annotation of a GenBank genome assembly.